This is a messenger RNA of Scaptodrosophila lebanonensis, 3260 nucleotides long. RefSeq names its product protein fem-1 homolog CG6966. Gene Ontology annotation, molecular function: protein binding. Bases 643 to 2664 code for a protein of 673 amino acids. The record is from RefSeq and is a predicted model, not a curated record. NCBI's taxonomy places the organism in Eukaryota, Metazoa, Arthropoda, Insecta, Diptera, Drosophilidae. The transcript is spliced from 6 exons.
CUAAUGAGAUAAUCGCAGAAAUUAUUAAGGAAAUAAGUUGAAGCUCUUGUGGUUAAAUGCUCUGUGCUGAGAGUAGUAACAAAUAAACAAGAAAAUUAUCAACCCAAUUCAUAAUAUUUACACCCACAAAUUUCCAACGCGCUCGUGCCACAAAAAAGAGAAAACCGACAACGCAAAAAAGAAUACAAAGAAAAAAAAAAUUGUCUUCCUGCUUUUGGCUCGUCGCAAAAAUUGCAACAAAAUACGGAAGCAAGGCCUGCAAAAACAGGCCAGUGCGGUUGUAUUACCAAUAUUGGUUCAAAUAAAUAAAAGAAAAAGUUCUUUGUUUGCUGCUAGUGAGAAAAGCGGAAAAAACAAACGAGGAAAAUUAUUUUUGUAAAAUACAAAUUCGUCGGAACGAAAAGACAGCGGAGGCAGCAAAAACAACAGCAACAGCAAAGAAUCUCUCUGCCACUCUCUCUCACUCACUCGCACGCGCUGUGGCGCGCUACACAACAACAACAAAAAUAGCAAAGAAGAAGAAGAAGACGACGGCAAGCAGCAAAUUUUGUAAAAAAAAGAAAACUUCUUGGCUUUUGGCUUGGAAUUGUAAUUUAGUGUGAGAUUGAGAUUUGAGACGAGGGUGCUUGUUGUUUUUGUUAUAUGCAAACGUCGACAACAACAACAACAACAACAACGACGACAGCAGCAAAUACACAGAAAAUGGAUUGCAAAUUCAUUGUAUUUAAUGCUGCCCGCGACAACAAUUUGGCUCAAUUGAAGUCCACGCUCUACAACAAAAGUGCCGCCGAAGUUGCCACACUGAUAUCGGCGAAGGUGAAUGGAGCGACGCCGCUGGUAAUCUCAUGCCGCAACGGACACUACGAUAUUGUGGAAUAUCUUCUGACAAAGUGUCGCGCCAAUGUGGAGCAGGUGGGCUCAGUGAGCUUCGAUGGCGAGCCCAUCGAAGAUGCGCCUCCCCUGUGGUGUGCGGCUGCCGCAGGACAUCUGGGCAUUGUCAGGAUGCUGGUGCGUCGCGGGGCAAAUGUGAACAGCACGACGCGCACGAACUCGACACCGUUGCGUGCCGCCUGCUUUGAUGGUCACUACGAGAUUGUCAAGUAUUUGGUGCAUCAUGGAGCGGACUUCGAGGUGGCGAAUCGUCAUGGCCACACCUGUCUAAUGAUCGCCUGCUACAAAGGACACUUUCGGAUUGCACAGUACUUGCUGUCGCUGAACGCAGAUGUGAAUCGUUGCAGCAUUAAGGGGAAUACGGCGUUGCACGAUUGUGCCGAGUCCGGAUCGCUGCAGAUACUUCAGCUGUUGCUGAAGCAUGGCGCUACCAUGGAUGUGGACUACUACGGAAUGACGCCGUUGUUGGCGGCCAGUGUGACCGGACAUAUGCCCAUUGUGGAACAUCUAAUAACAUUGCCCUGUGUGAGUCGGGAGGCGCGCAUCGAUGCCCUGGAGCUGCUGGGUGCCACAUAUGUGGACAAGAAACGUGAUAUUGCCGUGGCAUUGAUGCUGUGGCGACGCGCUCUAGACGAGCGCGCCUUGGAACCGCCACUGAUAAAGAAGGUGCAGGAACCGGUGGCGGCCUACGAACAUGUUAGUGAGGUGACCAGCGUUGAGGAGCUGGAGGAGCUGGUACUCGAUCCGGAUGAGAUGCGCAUGCAGGCGCUAGUCAUUCGACAGCGCAUUUUGGGACCGACGCAUCCGGAUACCAGUUACUAUAUUAGAUUUAGGGGCGCACAUUAUGCUGACGCAGGACGGUUCGAUCGUUGCAUCGAGCUAUGGUCCUAUGCCUUGACUAUGCAACAGAAAAUCUUGCAGCCACUCAGCCCCAUGACGCAGUCUUCGCUGCUAUCGUUUGCCGAACUCUUCAGUUUCAUGCUGGUCGAGGCCGGUCGUCUCCUACCUCGUGGUCGCGUCGUACCGCCCAUCGAGGCGGACGGCAUGCUGACCAUAUUCCAUAAAGCUGUGCUGGAAGUGGAGCGCGGCCAAGCCUAUACUCUGGAACAACAGCAGCAGCAACAACAGCAACAACAACAGCCAGCCACUAAACAACCGCAAUCAUCGACAACGCUACUCACCGGCCAUCAGCACGAUUGCAAUCACGAUCCUAACGCCUUGAGCCGUACAUUGGUCAGCGCCCUGCACAUCGGCUGCCUGCUCUCCUCACUACUCGACUCUGAAUCUUUUUGUCCGGAGAUGCGGCGACAGGUGAUGGGCGCCCUCUACCGGCUGAAUCGUCUGAAGGUUCAUGUGAGGUCCGGUCGGACGGCGUUGCAUUACGCCUGCUAUCGGGAGGGUACGCUGGCAGGUCGCUAUCCCUCGUGUCAGUUUCCAUCGGCUGCUCUGGCCAAGGCGCUUCUGGAAGUGGGCGCCGAUCCAAAUGCAGUGGACGAUGCGGGCAAUACGCCCUUGCAUUUGGCAGCCACACUGCAGCCGUAUGUGGAGCCAUUGGCGCACACGCUGCUGGAGGGCGGUGCGCAUUUGGACACUAAGAAUGCUGCUGGUGAGACGUUCGAGUCUCUGCUCGCGCCGACGCAACUCCACAAAAUCAUUGAUCCCAUGAAGCAUACAACGCUAUCCUGUCUGGCAGCGCGCACUAUUAAGAAACAUGGAAUACCGUAUGCGGAUGCGGUGCCUGCGGCACUCUUUAAGUUCAUAGAGCUCCACUAGACGCUAGAUAUGGGCGUUAUGGUUCUGCUCUAAUACCCGCCAUCCAUGCCAUGCCACGCGUGCGUUUAGCUGCUGCGAUAUUGGUUAGAAAUUAAAUAAAUGCAUAUAUAAACUAACUAACUACCUACUACCUACCUAUCUACCUACUAUACACAUACAUAUAUACAUACUAUACGGAUAGAUAAGGAUAAUGAAAACUGUAGCGUUGUAGUAAAUCUAAUGAUUAGGAACUGAUUUGUGAUGUAUUUGCGAGUGAAGAGCGUGCAGCGUUGCAGCAAUAAAUGAUGAUUGAUAAUAAUGUUCAUGCUGAGAAUGAUGAUUGAUGAUGAUGUUAUCUCAGCCUCAAUGGCCAGGCAAUAACGAUGUUACAACGACAACAAUGACGACGGCAACAAGACUAUUGUUUCAGCUGUUUGAAGAAAAGUUUUUUAUUCAUAAUUUUAAUAAAUGUGUUCUACUAGCUAUUCGAAAUACCUAUGUUUUUGUAUGUACAAGUAUGAUUAUAUAAUAUGUAUACGUCAUGUUGCACAGUGGACAGCUAGCUAGCUGAGCAAUAAACGAAAACAGAGUUGGAAAUCUAAAGCUCCAACGCAUCA